GGAUAUUUUGUGAAAUGACGUAACCGGAAAACCAGGAAGUACAGUGUGAAGGUUGGCGCAGCAACAGCGGCAAGAUGGGGGUGAAAAUAGAGGUGUUUCGUAUGAUGCUGUAUCUGUCCUUCCCUGUGACCAUGUUCUGGAUCUCCAACCAAGCAGAGUACUUUGAGGAAUAUAUUGUGAAGAGAAAGAGGGAGAUUUUCCCACCCGAUGAAAAGAUGCAUAGGAAAGAGCUGGAAGACUUCAAAGAGCGCAUGCGAGACCGCAAGGAGCGGCGGCUACUGAAACGGAUGGCCUUGGAGGAGGCAGAGAAGGAGUGAGGGGGACAGUGCAGAUAGACAAUUGGAGGAGGACGAUGACCCCAAUGCCCAAUCAGCAGCCGGUUUUUUUCUACUUGUUGUUCCACAGGAGGGGGAGCAGUGUCACUGCCAGGCCCGAGGACUGGAACAUGUGCUGUGUCACAAAAGGCACCCUAUUACCUAUUUAGUAUACUACUUUGACCAUGGCCCAUAGGGCUCUGGUAAAACGUAGUGCACUGUAUAGGAAAAAGGGUGCCAUUUGGGGCUAUACUAGACACCCUUUGGGAGGCUGUGCUUGAGGGGGACCUUCAAGUUACCCCUUUUGAACUGAAAAGUCUCACCGAAAAGCUUUUUAUGAAAUGCUUUAUUUCACUGCAAUCAAACUACAACUUCACUGUUGAUGAUCUGCUCUGCCAUGGUGUUAAUGUAAACCUUGGGUGUGUAUGAUUGUCUCAUAAAAAAAGAUGUGUGAAUGAAAUAUUAGGACAGAAUCAUAUGGCUUGGAAUAUUAUUUAUUUUUUAUGAUUUAGAAUACAUGUCUUUUGUACAUGGAUGUUUCAACACUGUCCUUCAUUAAAGUGUAAAUGUGUCUUUGCUGAA
Messenger RNA from Coregonus clupeaformis (lake whitefish), 896 nucleotides. RefSeq names its product protein PET100 homolog, mitochondrial. The transcript has 4 exons. The record is from RefSeq and is a predicted model, not a curated record. Gene Ontology annotation, biological process: mitochondrial respiratory chain complex IV assembly. Gene Ontology annotation, cellular component: mitochondrial inner membrane; mitochondrion. Lineage: Eukaryota; Metazoa; Chordata; Actinopteri; Salmoniformes; Salmonidae. Bases 75 to 317 code for a protein of 80 amino acids.